AUGGUCCACGAAGCUGCGCUCUCCGUAUUUACGAUUCCAAUCAAUAUUCGUGAGGAGCUUAGCCCUGUUCUCAAAACCUAUCCUCCUCCAGGCAAGGAGUUUCGCCAUUAUUCCAGGGACAUCAUAUCUAAGGUUGCAGACAGAAGACGGAAGCGUGAGAUGAGGUUUGCGUCAGUUGAUAGACGUCAGACUUUCCAGAUGGACACUUGGACGUAUAUACCAACCUCCACUGAAUAUGCAGAUAUCAUCGUGAACGGCGAGUGCGAGGUGCCUGCAACAGGGAGAUUAGUUGAGACUUGUAAUGAAUCAGAGUGA
Cantharellus anzutake is the source of this 315-nucleotide messenger RNA. RefSeq lists its product as uncharacterized. The record is from RefSeq and is a predicted model, not a curated record. The coding region runs from base 1 to 315 and encodes 104 amino acids. Lineage: Eukaryota; Fungi; Basidiomycota; Agaricomycetes; Cantharellales; Hydnaceae. The transcript is spliced from 3 exons.